Stylophora pistillata is the source of this 1278-nucleotide messenger RNA. RefSeq names its product single-stranded DNA-binding protein, mitochondrial. Gene Ontology annotation, biological process: mitochondrial DNA replication; positive regulation of helicase activity. Gene Ontology annotation, cellular component: mitochondrial nucleoid. The record is from RefSeq and is a predicted model, not a curated record. Gene Ontology annotation, molecular function: single-stranded DNA binding. NCBI's taxonomy places the organism in Eukaryota, Metazoa, Cnidaria, Anthozoa, Scleractinia, Pocilloporidae.
GAUAACUAUGAAGAAAUAGAAAUCUCCGGUGUUGCGAAGCCAUUUUGGCUGAACAUUGCUCCCUGAUAUGCUUUCGUAAACCCUCAUCUCGUGCAAGUGGUCAAUGAGCCCUUCGUACUACUGAUCUCCCCUAAAUAAAGCCGUGAUUCGUUGCGAAAAUAUAUCAGACUGCGCGGGAAAGUAAGUGAGGCGAGGUUACGAAGCCUUGAUCAGAUAUUCUGCAAGCAUGUUUCGUCGACAAGGUUUCCUGCAGCUUAAACGAAUCGCCACACGAUGUGAAGGAGAAGUGCUUCGGAGAAGUGGAAAGUGUCUCAACAGUGUACAAUUGAUUGGUUAUACUGGAGGUGAUCCAGUGAAAGGAAGUACAGACUACCAGCCAACUAAGUUUAGCUUAGCAACAACUCAAUAUUAUACAUCUAGAGAAGAAAAAUUGGAGAGUAGAACACAGUGGCAUAACAUAACAGUUUUCAGACCCCGAUUACAAGAUACAGUGAACAGCUAUGUGAGAAAGGGGUAAUAUUAUCAUUCUGUCUCAACCCAUGACAGUGGAUGAAGAGCCUGGCUAUGGAAGCUAUCAGUAAUAAUCAGUAUUCAUUUGUGUCAAAUUGUUGUAAAUGUUUGUAAACAGAAGUCUUAGGCAGGCAAACUGACUCAGUCAUAGAAUGUUUCUGAAGGCCACCUCCAAUUUCAUAGCUGUAGAUGUUGUGUUGCAUUGUUUGGAUAUCUUUGAUAUAUUAAGGCUACUCUUAGGAGUCGAAGAGUUAAUCAGUGGUAUGUAACUUAAUCGUAAUUAUUAAAGCUAACCUACCUAGAACUAUUUACUGGACGAACAAGAUUCCAAAAAUUUCGGAACUGAAACAUUAAUGGUUUCUAUGAAGGAUUAAAAAGGUCACUGGAAGUAUUCAGCCACGAAGAGAGCACAUAAAAUUUGGCUCCAAAAGACGAUUAGGUGACGAUCUCCAAUUUCUUAAAAUGAACAGAACCACGCAAUAAAACUGUUAACAGAAUUUUACCAGGGCUCGGAUCAGUAAUGGUGUGAACCUUUUAGAAGACAAUGCAGCCUUUUCCUAAAGAAGACAUUAUUCACUUUGACGACUGAAUCCUUAGAAUAUCGCAACAAGAUGGGAAGAAUGGAGGGUGAGAUGGCAGGAAAAAGCGAUUCCAGGAAUACACAUCCAACUCGACUGGCACAUGUUUACUCAAUGAUAACACUCCCGACUGAAAAAAAAUAUUAUUGCACAGCUGUAGACUUUCAGCAAUAAAUUUUUACUUAAACGG